UUUCCAGGAGGACAUAUAUAAAUCACUAUGGCUAAAUAUCUUGACAUUCAUAACAACAAAUCAAAAAUACAACUCGAGACCGCUACCCAUCCUUGUCCAAAAUGCAAACGUCCUGAUGGUGUUCAGUUGACUCGCUUUAAACAUGAAAUAACCGUUCUGAAACGUACAAUUAGUUUGCCUAACAAUAUGUCUGUCAAAUAUGCCUGUAAAUAUUGUAGCUGGAGAAAAAAAGCAUUGCCUGAUGACGACCCCUUUUUUCAUAUCUUUAACGAUGUGUCUUCUAUCGGAAACUACUUCAAUGAUGCCAACCAUAAAUACUACAAUACAGAUAACGAUUAUUCGAUAAUGAUCACAUCUUCUAUAGAUAGACCGGCUAUAUUAUCAUUAUUAUCCCGAUCCUCAGUGUCUCAUCAACAACGGUAACUCGUAUAGUCAACAUCACCAACUGAGCAGCAUAGCGAAAUUCACCAACUUAGCCUUACCUACUCUUGCAGUAGCAAAGAAACAUGACGAAGAAUCCAACUGUAGUAUUGAACCAAUAACAAUCAAUCUGAGGGAAAGAAAACUCAUGUUUCAAAAAACGUCAUUAAGCUACAUACACAAUUAGGUGCCAUGUACCUUAAACAAUAUACCCUUUUUAUCCUAGAAUACCCAAACUACGCUAACUUUAAAAUACGUACUAAUUUUAGUUAAUAGCCAAUACUUCUUCAUUGACUUUAUAUAGUCAUUAUAAUAUUAUAAGAGAAAUCGAAUUUUCGAUUGUUCUUCAAUUCAGAUAUAAACAAUAAAUUCACCGUUGAAAACAAAUAUCGCGA
Mycotypha africana is the source of this 815-nucleotide messenger RNA. RefSeq lists its product as uncharacterized. The coding region runs from base 28 to 423 and encodes 131 amino acids. NCBI's taxonomy places the organism in Eukaryota, Fungi, Mucoromycota, Mucoromycetes, Mucorales, Mycotyphaceae. The transcript has 2 exons. The record is from RefSeq and is a predicted model, not a curated record.